CUGGCCGUGCGCGGCGGCGGGGGGCGGGGCGGGCAGAAGCGCCAUGGAGCCGCUGCGGGAGCUGCGCGUGGGCUUCAUCGGCGCGGGGCGCAUGGCGGGCGCGGUGGCCCGGGCGAUGCUGCUGGCAGGAGAAGUCCAAGCAGUGAAUAUUCUGGCUAGCGCUCCGUCCAACAGGAAUCUGGUCAAAUUCCAGAGCUUCUCCUGUCAGACGACCCACUGCAACGUGGAGGUGCUGGAGAAGUGCUCCUUCGUAUUCCUGGCCACCAAGCCCCACGUCCUCCCGGCUGUCCUGCGAGAGAUCGGCCCCGCCGUCACACCCAGGCACGUCCUCGUUUCAAUGGCCGCUGGCGUCACCCUCCGCACCCUGGAAGAGCUGCUUCCCGUGGGCACCCAGGUCCUGCGGAUCAUGCCCAAUCUGCCUUGCGAGGUGCAGUCGGGGGCCGUCCUGUUCACCCGGGGUUCCUCCGUGGGAAAAGAGGAGGCCUCUGUGCUGAAGACCCUCCUGGCUCCCUGUGGGUUGUGUGAAGAGGCGCCUGAAUCCUACAUCGACAUUCACACGGGGCUGAGCGGCAGUGGCGUGGCUUACGUCUACAUGUUCGCGGAAGCCCUAGCGGAAGGGGCCGUGAAGAUGGGGAUGCCCGGCCCUCUAGCCAACAAGAUUGCAGCUCAGACUUUGUUGGGAGCUGCCAAGAUGAUCCUGGAAACUGGGGAGCACCCAGCGGUUCUGAGGAGUGCCGUUUGCACCCCGGGCGGCACCACCAUCCACGCCUUGCACGAACUGGAGAAGGGGUCCCUGCGUGCUACGGUCAUGAACGCCGUGGAGGCGGCCACUAGCCGGGCUCGUGAACUGGUCAACAGGUAGCCAGGUGUGGCUCGAGGCUGGUGUGACACCACCAGAUGUGUCGGGACCCUGCCCCUUGUGAAGACGCCCCCCCCCUCAUUUUGCAGAUUGUGAUUGACAAAUGCUGUCAUUCUGCAACGCAUGAGGAUGCCACCGAACGCGUGGGGCAUGGUGCCAACUUCCAGACACCCAGUUAUUAUGACCUGGUAUGAUCCAUUCCAAAGUUUUCCAUUCCAAAGUUUUCCAGGAAUAAACGGUCGGGACCCUGUGGCUGGGUA
This is a messenger RNA of Crotalus tigris (Tiger rattlesnake), 1119 nucleotides long. RefSeq names its product pyrroline-5-carboxylate reductase 3 (gene PYCR3). The record is from RefSeq and is a predicted model, not a curated record. The transcript is spliced from 6 exons. The coding region runs from base 44 to 862 and encodes 272 amino acids. NCBI's taxonomy places the organism in Eukaryota, Metazoa, Chordata, Lepidosauria, Squamata, Viperidae. Gene Ontology annotation, molecular function: pyrroline-5-carboxylate reductase activity. Gene Ontology annotation, biological process: L-proline biosynthetic process.